AUGACAUCCAAUCCACCCCUUCCAUCCCGCUCCGCCCUCAGCAACAAGGCCCACCGAUACCGCAUGCUAUCAAGCCUACUCUCCCUACUAGACCGCUACCUCUCCUGGCCACUGCCUCCAAGACCAAGCGUCGAAAUCGCCAUUCCCUCAACAGUCAGUAAAUCUCCAGGACUAAUCCAACUCUACUUCUUCACUACACCCUCAAAACCCCUCUGUCCUCGCAAGCAAACCAGCCCCAUCCCGCCCCGUCCCGUCCUCAUAAACUUCCACGGCGGCGGCUUCUCAAUCGGCCACGCCCGCGAUGAUGCCCGCUGGGCCGGUACCGUGUUAAAAGCCCACCCGGAUGCGGUAGUGGUAAGUGUCAAUUACCGACUAGCGCCGGAGCAACCCUUCCCCGUGGCGCUGGAGGACGGCGUCGACGCCAUCCUAUGGCUAUGGCAAGAAGCGCCGAAGUACAAUCUCGACAAGACGCGCUUCGCACUCAGCGGAUGCAGCGCAGGCGGGAAUCUCACUCUAGCCGUGCCGUUCCGGCUACACGAGGAAUUACAGAAAAAGCGCUGGGCGUCGAUGCGCGCGGAGAUAACGUUGGCUGGCUUGGUGGUUUUCUAUCCUAGUACGGACUGGACGCGGACGCGGAAAGAGCGGGAUGCUACGAAUCCUAUCGCCGCGCAAAAAACUAUGAUAUCCCAUUCGAUGUACGAGUUGUUCGACGAUUCGUAUCUUUUCCCUGCGAGUCUGCCGAAAGGGCAGGGUACCGGUCGGACGGAUAUGUCGCAUCCUUAUCUUUCGCCUGGUUUGGCGCCUGCGUCUCUUUUGUAUGUGAGCUAUCCGCCUGCUGUGGCGAUUUAUACUUGUGGGUGGGAUCAGUUGCUUGUUGAGGGGAAUUCGUUCCGGGAAAGGCUCAGGGGCUUUGUUGAAGAAGGGAAGAUGAUGAGUGUAGGCGGGUUUGUGGUUGAGGAUGUUGCUCAUGGAUUUGAUAAAAAGCCCUCUUUUUGGAGGGGGAAUCAGGUGCGUGAGAGGAUGUAUGGGGAUGCUGUUAACCAGUUGAAAACGAUGUGGAAGAUGGAUUGA
Messenger RNA from Penicillium verrucosum, 1071 nucleotides. RefSeq names its product alpha/beta hydrolase. The transcript has a single exon. The coding region runs from base 1 to 1071 and encodes 356 amino acids. Lineage: Eukaryota; Fungi; Ascomycota; Eurotiomycetes; Eurotiales; Aspergillaceae. The record is from RefSeq and is a predicted model, not a curated record. Gene Ontology annotation, molecular function: hydrolase activity.